AUUGUUUUAGUAUUAACUUGUUAUCACAAAUCGUAUAUCAUAUAAUUAUAUUAUAUUGAAUAAUCAGUAAUCACAGUGCAAAGUUUAAAAAAAUAAGAGUAGGUAGUGUAGAGUUUCGUGAUCGCAUGUUUAAAGUAAAGAAACAAUGAAACAAAUAGAAGAAUGGUAUUUUUCGGCUCCUUUUGGUAAAAUUGCAUUGAUUUCUUAUGGAAACCCAAAAGGCGAGAAGGUUUUACUAGUCCAUGGACGACUGGACAGUGCAGCCACAUUCCUACCAUUAUUAGAUGUGCUACCUGAUAAAUAUUACUAUGUUGCUUUGGAUAUGCCCGGCCACGGUAGAUCAGACCAUCUACCAAAAGGUGUGUUGGCAAACAGAUUCUUUCCCGUCACAGUGGUCGAUAUGAUAAUCCAAUACCUUGGAUGGAAAGAUUUCAUAUAUAUUGGACAUUCAUUAGGUGCCGAGCAUGGCCUGUUCAUAUCAUCAAUAUAUCCAGGUUUAAUAAAAAAAGCUAUAUACCUUGAUAUUGGGGCUUCCUUACAUCGGUACAGGGAGAAAACCUUGGCCUAUUUCUUUAAGUCCCAUUUUGUAAAUUUCUAUGAAAAUCAGAAGAAGUAUAACAAUGAUAAGACAUAUAGCAAGAAAGAGGCAAUAAAUGUCAUUAUAAAAUCAAGAUUUGUCAACGCCGAGGAAGCUGCUGUUCUGCUGAGCAGAAACUUGGUUGAAGUUGGACCUGAUUGUUAUAAGUUAUCUUUGGAUAGAAGAAACAAAGUCUCUCCGACGUUCAAUGUUUCCGAGGAUUUCACUAUCGAGCUGCUCACGAAAAAUCAGCCUCCAACUCUGUUUAUAUGUGCAAAUAAUUUUACGAGUGAAUUAUAUUACGCGCCGGAUAGCAUUGCCAGUCGAGUUAUGAAAAGAUUAAGUGAAAUUAAUAGGAACACUGAGGUUAUGUGGGUGGAAGGAAGUCAUGAUAUCCAUUUUACGAAUCCGAAAUUGAUGAUUGACACAAUAGUAAAGUUUAUGGAAGCCAAUAUGCUUGGGUCUAAGCUUUGAUAAAAUUAAAAAAAAAUUGAGUAUGUGCGACCGCACGGCAGAAUUGAAUACUUAAUUGGAAAUCGCAAUAAAUUUAUAUAUUAUGUAAAUAAAUGAGGAACAAGUCAGAAAUUAAAGAUAUUAUUUACUUAAUUUUAUAGAAAUAUAAUUAUUUAUUUUCCUUCGUAUUCCUACAGACAAUACAAUGGGUUUGUGAUAGCUAAAAUAAGAAUUGUUUAUAAUGUUUUUAUAUAAUAAUAUAAUAUUGACACACUUUUUACACAAAUUAUCUUGCCCCAAGUAAAGCAUAUAUAGCCUGUGUUAUGGGUUACAAGACAACGAUAUAUUUAAUACAAUAUAUUCAUAUAAACAUACAUAAAUACAUGUAAACAUCCAUGACUCGGAAACAAACAUCUAUAUUCAUCAUAUAAAUGCUUGCACCUACCGGGAUUCGAACCCGGGACCUGUAGCUUAAUUAUGGGGUCUGCUAUUGAGGGACUUGUCCUUGGAUUUGCGGCCAUUGCAGCUGUUAUCUAUGGUGUUAUUACAUUAUAUAAAACUCGGAAUGUUCCAGAACAAUAUAACACUCAUGGACGACGAAGAAAUAGAGAGUAAUGGAAUCUGAAUAAUAAUAAGUUAAUUGAAAUGAUAUUAUGAAUUAUUUAUAAUAAGUAUAUUAAAAAGCACAUAUUGAAGCAAUAAAUGUAUUAAUAAAUAAUAUGCAAUA
This is a messenger RNA of Leptidea sinapis, 1757 nucleotides long. Its product is annotated as serine hydrolase-like protein. NCBI's taxonomy places the organism in Eukaryota, Metazoa, Arthropoda, Insecta, Lepidoptera, Pieridae. The record is from RefSeq and is a predicted model, not a curated record. The coding region runs from base 146 to 1051 and encodes 301 amino acids. The transcript has 7 exons.